CGGAAAUCGCCGAAGCCUCUCCGUUUUUUUCCAGUCAUGGCCUCCGCACCGUUCAUUGUCUUCGGGUAUGGAUCGCUCAUAUUCAAGCCUCCGCCGCAUGCCGUAAGCAGAGAGCCGGGAUUCCUCAAAGGAUACGUGCGCCGGUUUGCACAGGAGUCGCACGACCAUCGGGGCACUCCCGAAAACCCUGGGCGGGUCGUGACACUGGUCCACAAGGAGGACUGGGAUCUGUUCUCUCAAGCCGAUCCGUUCCCUGACGAGGACAUCGUAUGGGGCGUUGCGUACACGAUUGAUCCAGAACACGUAGAUGAAGUUCGCGCAUAUCUCGAUUACCGUGAGAAGGAUGGAUACACGAUGGAGACUAUACCAAUCUACGGGGUCGUCAACGGAGUGGAUGCAGUGGUAAUUCCCAAGGUGUGAGUGCUAUGUCGGGCGCCGAGACAAUCCUUCGUUCAUCGGAUCUGCUGAGCCUCUUUCGGCACUCGCGGAGCGAAUCCACGUCUCUGCUGGACCCUCUGGCCCAAACAAGGAAUAUCUCUUCAACUUGGCCACAGCUGUCCGGGAGCUGGCCCCGGAGUCGAGAGACAGUCACCUGUUCGCCCUGGAGGCUCUGGUCAAAGACUUGGAAGCUCGAGCUGUGCCAUAGCGUUAUCCUCCUGUCUGGUGACCGGUUGUCGAUACCCUUGUAUUACAGAUCACUCGGAAUCACGCUGACUCACCAUCACAUCCCACACAGAAAGGCGAUCAAAUACUGAUGAUCAAAUCAUUCGUUUGUCUUCUUCCUUGUUCUCACUUUUGUUCCCGUUGUGCCACUGUAGCGCCCGUCAGGCCUUUGUUCUUGAUUGCCGUGGCGGUGGGUACAAAAGGACAGAACUGUUUUAAAGAAGGCUAUUACCACUACCACUACGGCUCCCACUCCCACUCUCUGAUGGCUCCCACCCGCCACGCACGACCGACACGCUCGCCGACGAUGACCGACUGCUUCAGCCCUCCCUCGCCACACGCUCCUUCCACGAAGUCUAAGAAUCACGGUCCUUGGCAGACCCCGCUGACGCGGCUGGGCUUGGGGAAGGGCGCGAAGCAGCCGAUGACGAUGACACGCACGAACUUCAUGAACGAUGAGAACAAGACGACGGAGCAGCUCGGGGAUGUGGCGGAGUAUAUCAUGCGCAGACCUUCUGCCGGUGAUACGACCGUGCGCCGUGCCACGAAGAAGAGGACGACGACAAAACCGCCAACGGAGGAGCGGGGGGAUGAGGAUGGGGCAUGUGUGGUGAGGCAGCGGACCGACUCGGAUGCGACAUUGCGCGGUGUGAAAAUUCCGAGGCAGUCUUCGAAGAAAGAGUGUAAGGAUGAAAGAUCCACAACGGAUUGUGUUUCCUUCCCCAAAAGUCCAGAAGUACCCCUACAACUUUCGAGUCACCGGAUUCGAGGCAACGUCUCUGGCGCGCGGCUGCUACCGAACGGGUGCUACGAGCUCGACCCGGAAGAGUACACUCUGUCCAUCCAGUACCACUCUGGACCGCACUUCGAGUUCUGGGACAAUUCAGACAACUAUCUCAUGGUCACCGGGCUCGCUCUGUGUAUCCGACUGCGCGACCCGGACAAAUGGGAUCACAUUCCCCUCGCUAGACCGACGCUCAACGUGGGCGCAAUCCUGUGCACCAGUGCGCCCAUCGUCUGUGCCCCAGCGCACUACCGAAGCUCACCUGCGUCCAAAUUCGCCGUGAGCUACCACGGGACGACGUUGAACCGCGCUCCACCGUCUGAGGAUCCGGCGACGUGGGGAAUCGUCGCCGACUCGGUGUGGAAUAGAGAGCCAGGAUGUACCUCUGGACCGCGCGUCGCGCGGCUUUUAGCGUUCAUGGUACCGAUGCCAACCAAGCUAUUCGACAAGUGCGAGACCAGGGUAUUCGAUGUGAGCGCCUGCGUCAGCUUGAAUGAGAAAUCGAGGCAUAUCGUGUCCUCGAUGGAGCGGAUUACGGUGUCGCAUUUGCAGCGGGAACGAGACAUGUCCUGCAAGUGUACUACCACUAGUACUACAUACACCGAUAGGGGCUGAUGGUUUGAUUCGAAUCGCCUUGUACGAUUUUGGCCUCUUCCGCUCAUCACUUUCACGUAAAUCCGCGCCGCAAGUCUGUUUGCCACGCGCGCCAGAGAGAGAGCAACUCAGGAGCGAUUUCAGGGUCGACCUAAGCUGAAUAUUGAGUGGCAGCGCGGUGUGAACAUGCAUGCUUGACUUACGUCCAGCCAGGACACGACAGCGCGCACUUCGGACAGGACCCGAGAAUAGGCGAAUCGCGCGUCGCCCAGCGCGCCUAACAACUCUGCCGUGGGGACCGAAUUGGAUAGAUGCUCGGUCCAUCGGCGUCGGAUGUACUGAUACGUCGUG
Messenger RNA from Mycena citricolor, 2392 nucleotides. The record is from the annotation of a GenBank genome assembly. Lineage: Eukaryota; Fungi; Basidiomycota; Agaricomycetes; Agaricales; Mycenaceae.